This is a messenger RNA of Drosophila obscura, 392 nucleotides long. RefSeq lists its product as uncharacterized. The transcript is spliced from 2 exons. The record is from RefSeq and is a predicted model, not a curated record. Lineage: Eukaryota; Metazoa; Arthropoda; Insecta; Diptera; Drosophilidae. Bases 41 to 343 code for a protein of 100 amino acids.
GGAAAUGCCAAUUUAACGAGAGCCAUCAGAGUGAACGCUGAUGAUGGCCAACACCAGCACCUACGUGAAGAACUGGCUACUUGCCGCCUUUCUCCUGCCGCUGCUUGGCUACUGUCAGGGAUUGCACAGCUACUGUGGGCCACAGGGAGUUUGCCUGCAACGAAAUGCUCCCUGCACCCUCGUCGUGGCCAAUCCGAACUGUGAGGAGCGCGAGAAAUGCUGCGUUUUUAAAAGAACUUCUGAUAAUGUAGCGCAUGGAAUACCAGAUGAGCUUUUCUACUAUAACCAGCUGGCGAUUAAUAUUACUGGUCUGCCCAGGGGCGUUGACGGAGGAGGCGUUUGAAGUAUUGUAAUAAAUAUGAUCCUCCAUACGAAUGGAUUGCCAAAGCUUA